Molecule: messenger RNA, 306 nt
Organism: Brenthis ino (lesser marbled fritillary)
Lineage: Eukaryota; Metazoa; Arthropoda; Insecta; Lepidoptera; Nymphalidae
Source: the annotation of a GenBank genome assembly
AUGUGCCUUGAUUACAGGCAAUGGGAACUAUAUCUUGUUGAGAUGGAAAACACCAGUUUUUUAGUGCAGGAACUUAAGUGUAUAUGCGGCGAGCGUCAAGCACUGAGUAACGAGCUGGACCUGUUCCUGCGACAGCUGGUGCUGCUGAAGACGACCUCCUCACCACUUGAUAUUUGCACAAUGAAUAGAGAUUUGACCUUCAAAAUUUUAGGUGCCCUUUUAAGCUAUUUAGUGAUCAUGGUGACGUACGGACCUGAAUUCCAGUUGUCUUCGCUGGUCCAAAAACAAAGCAAGUGGAUUUUCUUG